Trichobilharzia regenti is the source of this 678-nucleotide messenger RNA. The record is from the annotation of a GenBank genome assembly. NCBI's taxonomy places the organism in Eukaryota, Metazoa, Platyhelminthes, Trematoda, Strigeidida, Schistosomatidae.
AUGGAUCUCAAUGAUCGAAAACUGAUUAUUCUGGCAUUAGUCAGUACAUUUGUACAAGUAUUAGUAUUCUACAUACUUUUUAUAUUAAGUAAAACUAACGAAUUACUGAAGUGGUUAUGUAAUGGCGAAUGGAUAAAGUUGGGAUUAUGCCUCUCUGGAACAUUUAUUAUGGUCAUUUGGAUUAUCCUACGUACAUUUGGUAGGAUUAAAUCGGCAGUAGAAAUUUUCCUUGCAGUUAUACAUUGCAUUACUAUGGCCUUAGCAAUCACUGCAAUAUGCUCAAGUUUUAGCGAUCUGUGUUGUUGGAUUGCAUUGCCAGUUAGCUUUGUCUUAGCAUUGGUUGCUAUUUAUAUUGGUGUUCGGUUGAAAGUGUCUAUAGUGGGAAAUAUAAUGCCUUUAUUGUAUGUAAUAGCAGCAGCGUCAAUGGCAGCUAUAUUAUCGAGUAUAUACAUAGUAGAAAGGAUACACCCUGAAGUUUUUAGUAAAGUUUUGUCUACAAGUCUUAUUAUUUUCAUGCUAUAUAUGAUAUGCUAUAUUUCACAAUUUAUAUUCGGUAAUGGGGAAAAGAAAAUGUCAUCAAAUGACCUGAUCAUGACAUCAAGUAUUUUAGCUUUAUUUAUCAAUGGAUUAUGUUUUGCUGUCUUAUUAAUGUGUCUUAAAGUCACUAAAAAGAAAUGA